UAACAACUAUAAUAAAAAAUAGAGUAUGACGUUAAUCGUUGAAAUAAUAUUGUAAUAUGUGAUAUCUGGAUGACCUUGAUGACCUCGUAAUAGUUGUUCUGAUAAAAAAAUUAUAACAGAAAAAUAAAAAAUAUUAGUAUUUUGCAAUAUAAUCUACAAUUACUGAUAUCUUACGAGGUUACAUUAUUUUCAUCUAAAAAACUUGCUGGGGGGUCUAAUGUGUAUUUAAUUUACAAUAUCAUUAAAACUAAGCGACGACGACGACGACCAUCAUCAGAAGAUUGUAACCACGCGGUAAAAAGAGUAAUAUAUAGUGUUCUUAAUUUUUAAUUAGUAUUUGAUUUUAUAAAUAUUUAUAUUAUGGCUAUAAUAAAAUUUUAUAAACUACCUGGAUUAAAAUCAGCCCAAUUGAAUAAAAAAUUAAAUGAUAUCAAUAAAUUAUCAAGUAUAGUAAGUGAUCUUAAAACUGAAUUAUGCUAUUACAUUGAAGUUAAAGAAAAAUUAAAUGAAAAAGAAUUAAACUUAUUACAAUGGCUAUUGAAUUCGCCCAUAGAAACAGAUACACUAAAAAAUGUUAGCGUAUUUGAUAAAGAUAAUAGUUCAACUACCGUUAUCGAAAUUGGUCCAAGAUUGAAUUUUUCUACUGCAUUUUCAAGCAAUGUAGUAUCCAUAUGCAAAUCGAUACAAUUGGAUAAAGUAACUAGAAUAGAAGUAUCAAUCAGAUUUUGUAUCGUACACAAUGGUACAUUGGACCAUGAUACAGAAUCUAAAAUUGUAGAUGUUUUACAUGAUAAGAUGACAGAAUGUAGAUACAUGAAACCUAUAGAAAGUUUUGAUCAUGGAUUUAAGCCUGAAAAAUGGUUUGAAGUAAAUAUAUUAAAAUAUGGAAAAAAAGCUUUAGAAGAAGUAAGCAGUCACUUAGGUUUGGCUUUUGAUGAUUGGGAUUUAGAUUAUUAUACAAAUUUGUUUCUGCAUAAACUUAAACGAAAUCCAACAAGUGUUGAAUGUUUUGAUUUGGCACAAUCAAACAGCGAGCAUAGUCGACAUUGGUUUUUUAAAGGAAAAAUGAUUAUUGAUGGGAAAGAAGAGGAGCGAUCUUUGCUCGAUAUGAUCAUUGAUACACAAAAUUAUUCAAAUCCAAAUAAUGUUAUUAAAUUUAGCGAUAAUAGCAGCGCUAUUAAAGGCUACGAAAUAAACUUGUUACGACCAAUUGAUUCGUCUAAAUGUAGUCACUUUAAUGUAAAGAAAGUUAAACAAGAUUUAAUAUUUACUGCGGAAACACAUAAUUUUCCAACUGGUGUUGCUCCAUUUAGUGGUGCUACAACAGGAACAGGAGGACGUAUUAGAGAUAUACAAGCUAUUGGUAGAGGAGGCUAUUAUAUUGCAGGAACUGCAGGAUACAGUGUUGGAAAUCUUCUCAUACCAGAUUAUAAUUUACCAUGGGAAGAAAAAGAAUGGCAUUAUCCCGGUAAUAUGGCAUCGCCGUUACAAAUUAUAAUUGAAGCAAGUAACGGAGCAUCUGACUAUGGAAAUAAAUUUGGAGAGCCAAUUAUAUCUGGUUUUGCACGUUCCUUUGGUAUGCUAGAUCACGAAAAUGUUAGAAGAGAAUGGAUAAAGCCUAUAAUGUUUACUGGAGGUGUUGGUACAGUAGAUGCAAAUAUGACAAAAAAAGAAAUUCCAGAAAAAGAUAUGGAAGUUGUAAAAAUUGGAGGACCUGUUUAUAGAAUUGGUGUUGGCGGUGGUGCAGCAAGUUCUGUUGAAGUGCAAGGUGAUAACAAAUCGGAUUUAGAUUUUGGAGCAGUGCAAAGAGGCGAUGCUGAAAUGGAACAAAAAUUAAAUCGAUUAAUUCGUGCAUGUGGAGAAUUAGGUACAAAUAAUCCAAUUCUCAGUAUUCAUGAUCAAGGUGCUGGAGGAAAUGGCAAUGUACUGAAGGAAUUGGUUGAACCAGCUGGAGCUGUAAUAUUUACAAAGAAAUUUGAACUGGGUGAUCCUAGUAUCAAUACAUUAGAAUUAUGGGGUGCAGAAUAUCAAGAAAAUGAUGCUAUUCUUUGUAAACCAAAAGACGUCGAUUUGCUCAAUCGAAUAGCAAAACGUGAAAAAUGCCCAAUAAAUUUUGUUGGAAAGGUAACUGGAAAUGGAAAAAUUAUUCUUUCGGAAGAUGAUAACUUUGAUUUAUCUAAAUAUGAACAAAAUAAUGUAAGGCAUCCAGUUGAUUUAGAACUUGAAUUAGUACUUGGAAAAAUGCCGCAGAAGACAUAUAAUCUUACAAGAAAACAGCUACAUUUAUCACCGAUCUGUUUGCCUAAUGACUUAACCGUGAAUUUAAUUCUCGAUAGAGUUUUACGUUUGCCUGCAGUUGCUAGUAAACGUUAUUUAGUAAAUAAAGUCGAUCGUUGCGUCACUGGAUUAAUUGCACAACAACAAUGUGUUGGCCCAUUGCAUACUCCUUUAGCUGAUGUUGCUGUAACCGCUAUUUCAAUGUAUUCGACGCAUGGAAUUGCAACAUCAAUUGGCGAACAACCGAUAAAAGGUCUUGUGAAUGCAUCUGCAGGAGCGCGUAUGACAGUGGCAGAAGCCUUGAGUAAUUUAGUAUUUGCUGCAAUUUCAGAUAUUAAGGAUGUUAAAUGUAGUGGAAAUUGGAUGUGGGCCGCAAAAUUGCCGGGUGAAGGCGCAGCUAUGUAUGAAGCGUGUAAUGCUUUAUGUUCUGUUAUGAAAGAAUUUGGUAUAGCUGCAGAUGGUGGUAAAGAUUCUCUUAGUAUGGCUGCACGUGUAGGAAAUAAUGUUGUUAAGGCACCAGGAACACUCGUUAUUUCUUGUUAUGCACCAUGUCCUGACAUACAAAAAGUGAUAACACCUGAUUUAAAAGGACCUUCAACUGGAAUGAAAGGACAUUUAAUUUAUGUUGAUUUAUCCAAUGGAAAAAGUCGUAUUGGUGGGACAGCUUUAGCACAAGUCUAUAAACAACUUGGUAACGAUGCACCAGACGUGGAUAAUGCAAGUUUAAUACAAAAUGCAUUUAAUGCUACACAAAAAUUGAUCAAAGAGGAAAAAAUAUUAGCUGGUCAUGAUAUAAGUGACGGAGGAUUGAUCACUUGUAUAUUAGAAAUGGCAUUUGCUGGAAUAUCUGGAUUGGAUAUUAAUAUUUCACAUAAAUCUGGAUCUCCUAUCGACAUUUUAUUUUGUGAAGAAGUUGGAUGGAUUUUAGAAGUAGAAGAAAAUAAUUACGAAUAUUUAAUGAAUGUAUUUAAACAAUUCAACGUUCCAGUAUAUUCGAUAGGAAAAUCUGUUGGUUUAGGAUUUCAAUCGAAGGUGACUUUUAAAGUAAAUGGAAAGAUAGUAUUAAAUACUACUAUCCAACCAUUAAUGUACAUGUGGGAAGAAACAAGUUAUCAACUAGAACGUAGACAAACUAAUAUUAAAUGCGCUCAAGAAGAAUUCAAUGGACUGAAAGAAAGAACUAUUCCUGAUUAUAAAUUAACGUUUGAUCCUGACUGUAAGCCUCAUUCGAUAGAAAAAUUGUUAAUCUCUAGUAUAAAAGUUGCUGUGGUUCGUGAAGAAGGUAUAAACGGAGAUAGAGAAAUGGCCGUGUCUUUGGAACAAGCAGGUUUUGAAGUUUGGGAUGUAACGAUGCAAGAUUUGUUAACCAGUAGUGUUACGCUCGAUAAAUUCAAGGGUAUUAUUUUCCCUGGUGGAUUUAGUUACGCAGACGUAUUAGGUUCUGCAAAAGGAUGGGCAGCAUGUUUGAAAUUUAAUCCUCUGUUACAAAAACAAUUAGAAACAUUUGUUAAUUCCAAAGACACGUUUAGUUUAGGAGUGUGCAAUGGUUGUCAAUUAAUGAGUUUGUUAGGAUGGAUUGGAAAAGAUAAUGGCUAUAAAGAAGAACCAAGUAUUGUCUUAGAUCAUAAUAUAUCAGAGAAAUUUGAAUGUCGAUGGAGUAAUGUUAAGAUAGAAAAAUCACCGUCCAUCAUGCUGCAAGGAAUGGAGGGCAGUGUAUUUGGUGUAUGGGUCGCACAUGGUGAAGGAAGAUUUACAUUCCGCAACAGCGAAUUAUUGCGAACGCUGAAAGAAUUAAAUUGUCUUGCUAUUAAAUAUACUGAUGAUUGUGGUAAUACCACUGAAAAAUAUCCGUUCAAUCCUAAUGGUAGUAUAGAGGGUAUAGCUGCAAUAUGUUCAGCGAAUGGUCGACACUUGGCUAUGAUGCCGCAUCCAGAAAGAUGCACACAAAUGUGGCAAUGGCCUUGGAAACCUGUAGAAUGGAAAUAUGAAAGGUCCCCCUGGCAACGUAUUUUUGACAAUGCGUAUGUGUGGUGCUUAUCACAAAAAAAUUGAAUGUAUAAAAAUGCUAGAGAAUGUUACAUGAAUAUGUAUGAUGUCAUCAAUGAGUUUAGAAUAUUUGUAAGAAUAAAUUCAUUAUCUAUAUAUCAUCAUAUGUAUGUAAGAUUUACUUUCUUUUGCAAAAAAAAAAAAAAAAAAACUUUUUUCUAACAUUCUCGAUAAAUUUAAGAUUUAUGUAAGUUUUGUUACUUUCUAUUUUCAGUAAUUAUCACUAUAUGGUCAAAUGUGUAUAUAAUAAAAAGAUUUUGAAAAAGAA
Polistes dominula (European paper wasp) is the source of this 4591-nucleotide messenger RNA. RefSeq names its product phosphoribosylformylglycinamidine synthase (gene Pfas). Gene Ontology annotation, biological process: 'de novo' IMP biosynthetic process. Gene Ontology annotation, cellular component: cytoplasm. Gene Ontology annotation, molecular function: phosphoribosylformylglycinamidine synthase activity. The record is from RefSeq and is a predicted model, not a curated record. Lineage: Eukaryota; Metazoa; Arthropoda; Insecta; Hymenoptera; Vespidae.